Molecule: messenger RNA, 4650 nt
Organism: Drosophila eugracilis
Lineage: Eukaryota; Metazoa; Arthropoda; Insecta; Diptera; Drosophilidae
Gene: kay
Product: transcription factor kayak
Exons: 3
Coding region: 1229-3511 (760 amino acids)
Biological process (GO): regulation of transcription by RNA polymerase II
Cellular component (GO): nucleus
Molecular function (GO): DNA-binding transcription factor activity, RNA polymerase II-specific; RNA polymerase II cis-regulatory region sequence-specific DNA binding
Source: RefSeq, a predicted model, not a curated record
CAGUCGCAAACGAACAACGAACCAUCGAAGUUUAGAAAAUUUCUAACAAUCAAAAGCGAUCGCGCGCGCGCUUUUCUCGAUUUCGAAUCUCGAACAACGAAACGAAAAUAAAUUUGGAAAAUUGCAAUUGUCGGUUUGUUUUUAGCGCGCGUGCAUUGCCAAAACGAAUCAGAAACAGAAACAGAAACAAAAGCACAGAAACCGAAACACAAACGCAAACAACACGAAUCGAGUUAGGAGAAAUAUAUAGAAACGACGCACAUUUCUCAGUUGCAUGCCGCGUGGAUCGAAACAUAUAUGUAUAUAUACGCCCAUAUAUAAUUAUAUAUAUAUAGCUAAACUUAGAAAUAAAAGCGAAAAAGGGAGGCAUAACUUUGAGAGGCGUUGCCCGUGGCCAAGGAUUUUUGAGAAAUACGGAUGGGAAUUACGAACUAGCCCAAGGCUCAAGCCCGCGCCCUCUUACUCUUGCUCUAGCUCUAGAUUUGCCUCAAAUCUGCAUAAUUAUUACAUAACCCGAAUCCGAAUCCAAAGUGUGUGGUAUUUAUCGCGGCCCUCGCUGAGCAGUGACCUGAUUUGAACUGGACACGUGUCAUUAGAUUUAAAGCCUCGCACACUUACGAUAUAUUGCGUUGAUUAUGAGCGCUUUCGCCGACCGGAAUAUACAUUUCAAUCCUUUGCGAAAUCAGCAAACGCUUAUCGUCAAACGGCUGAGACCGCCGGAGAGCAAGAACUUCAAGAACUGAGCAACCGAACAACGAAUAUAUACGAAAUCCGCUCACAGCUAAGAAAAAACGAACCUUUUUUGUAGAGCCAACGCAGAAAAACAACGAAACUUAUAUAUACAAGCUAUAAAAUAGAGCCAAAAACGAACGAAUUUUCAAGCAACUAUAGCAACACUGCGACAACAUCAAGAACAACAACCAAGAAACCGGAAACAUAAAGACAAGAAAGGAUCAUCACAUUACAAAGGAGCUUUCGUCUCCUUUUUGUACAUAAAAACAUUUUUACGCUAGAAUUUAGAUUUGUUUUUGUUGAUUUUGAAUAUAUAUAUAUAUAACUCAAAUAUAUAUCAUUGUUGUCCCACAUUGUUGUGUUAGCUUAGCUAGGCUUAACCCCUAACGAAUACUAGUCAGCCGCCCAACUGUGCGUAUACGCAACGUGAAUGCGUAUACUUAAUAUUUAAGAAUAGCCAUAUAGAGAUAGAUAGAGGCCAAAAACCAACGAACAAAUGAUGAAAAAUCUCAACGGUAGGGCGCACAAUGCGUGCUACCAUCCCUAUUACCACCAAUCGCUGCACUUUGCACACCAGCAACCUCACCAGCCGCAUCAGCAGCAGCAGCAACACUACCAGCUGCAACAGCAACAUCAACAGCUGCAGCAGCAGCAGCAACAACAACAUCAGCAGACCCAGCAGCAGUUGUUACGUCAUCAGCAACGGCAACUGCCCACGCAGCCUGCCUACCAGCAACAGCAACAGCUACACCAACAACAGCAACAUCAGGAGCAGCAGCAGCAGCAACAGCAACUGAGGCAAUCGUUUGCCCACAAUGGUUUUCCACUGCGCACAAGCAACAGCAACAGUUAUGGCCAUGUUGCUGGUAGCGCCUACGCCGGCAACAGCAACAAUGCGGCUGCCAUGGCCGCCGUGUGCCAAAUGCAGAAUUUUUUUAGUCAGCAGCAACCACAGGAGUACAACAAUUGCUUGCCUAUUAAUUAUUAUCAACAACAACAGCAGCAGCAGCAACAACAGCAGCAGCAGCAACAACAGCAACAGCCACCGCAACAACAACAUCCAUUGACAGCCACGACGACAGCAGCAACAUGCAAUGCCACAGCAACAACGUCUGCAACAGCAACAACAAGCUCCACGAACAACGACAACAACAACAACAAUAACAGUAGCAGCGAUAAUUUUGCAAUGGACCCCAGUGAAAUCGCCACUUUUCUCGCCAACGAGCUUUUCCUACAGCAGCUCGGCAACUUUGAGACCGUUCAGAGUGUCCUCACGCUGACGACACCCACGUUGACGCCGACCACCACGCGCAGCAUCGAGGACUCCUUUUUCCAGAUAAUUUCGGAUACGCAAAAUGAUCGUGGAGCUGGAUGCGCAGGAUUUGCAGUGCCAGUGGUGCUGCCGAAUGCUGCGGGUGCCAAUGAAGCCAACGGAAAUAGAAUUUUAACCGUUCCAAGUCAGCAGCCAUACGAUGUGAGCCUGGUGCCCGGAAGCGAGUCCGAGGAUUCCAAUGCUUCGUACAACGAUACGCAGAUGAAUGAGGAGCAGGACACAACCGAUACUUCAAGUGCCCAUACGGACAGCACCUCGUACCAAAAUGGCCAAAUAAUGGGUGGCAGUGUAAAUGGCAGCGGUGCCAACAACUUCACCAAUGUCCUGGCGGCCGUGACCACCACCCGUGGAGCAUCUUCGGCUGGCAGCAGCAACGCGAAUACCUCAAACACCCCGGCUCGUCGUGGAGGCGGCAGACGCCCCAACCGAUCGGCCAACAUGACUCCGGAGGAGGAGCAGAAGCGAGCGGUACGCCGUGAACGGAACAAGCAGGCGGCGGCCCGUUGUCGCAAGAGGCGCGUGGACCAGACCAACGAGCUUACCGAGGAGGUGGAGCAGCUGGAGAAGCGGGGCGACGGCAUGCGCAAGGAGAUCGAGUUCCUCACGAACAGCAAGAAGCAGCUGGAGAACCUACUGGCCGUCCAUCGUUCCACCUGCAACAAGGUGCGUUCCGAUUUGCUGAGCGUGGCUACCUACAAUGGGCUGAUUGCUCCUGCCGGACUCUUGAGUGCCGGGAGCAGUGGCAGCGGAUCGAGCAGCCACCACAACCACAACAGCAAUGACAGCAGCAAUGGAACCAUUACCGGAAUGGAUGCUACGCUGAACUCCACCGGAAGGAGCAACUCGCCCUUGGAUCUCAAGCCGGCGUCGAACAUCGAUAGCCUGCUGAUGCACAUCAAGGAUGAGCCCCUGGACGGUGGAUUGGACUCUGGUUCGAGUCUGGACCAGGAUGGUCCACCGCCCAAUAAGCGCUUCGCCUUGCCGCCCAUGUCCACCAUGCCGCAUGUUCACAUGUCCACGCUGAUGACGCCCACCGGUGCCUCUUCGGGAUCUCUGCAGACACCCAUCACGAGCACGGCUCCCGGAGGGUUUGGCAGCGCGUUUCCGGUGACCACCAACGGCAGCAGCAGCAGCUUGAACAGUCCCACGCUUAAUGCGCUGAAUAAGGUGCCCAAGGAGCGGCCCAAUACGCUGGCCUUCCAGCGACCCUUGAGCCAGAACAUGCACCUGACCCUGGCCAACAAGUCGGGCGGACCCACGCAGAUUCAGGGUGUGCCCAUCCAGACGCCGUCGACGGGCACCUUCAACUUUGACUCCCUAAUGGACGGUGGCACUGGAUUGACCCCGGUUUCCGGACCCCUUGUGCCGAACAGCUCCUCCACGAAUAAACAUCCCCUGGAGCUGCCCACGCCCACCGCCGAGCCAUCCAAGCUGGUCAGCUUAUAACCACAGGACAGGAUUUGGGACAGGGCCGGAGGAUAGGGGGUCCACCAGUUGGGGGGUCAAGUCAGGAUUAAGUUAAGUUUUAUAUAAUUGAAGCGUAGCGAUUAUAUUUACACUUGCUAACAAAAAAAAAGAAACCAAGAAAACAUUUUGCUAGUUUGUAGACGACGUUUUCAUUUUUGUAAUCGUAACGAAUAUUUUGUUUCGUUAACUGUAAUGUUUUUGUAUUAUUAUCUUUAUUAUGGUUAAUUUAUGAUUUUUGCUAUGUCCUUUACAUACGCCGAGCUACAUAUGUUAUGUACUUGUAUUUUGUGCAAUUUUCAAACCUUUUCAUUGCGUGUUAUAUAUUUUCAAAAAAUAUACAAAUGCGAACGAUCGACGAUGCAUGCAGUAAUGCAGUAAUGCCUGGAAAAUGAUAAGGAUUUUAGGGAGUGUAGAUUUGAAGGAUGCGUUGUGAUAUUUAUUAUAAAACGAAUACAAAAGAUACCAGAUAAAAGAAAGUAGAAAGCAAAACAGGAGCGUGUAAUGAAAGGAACUAAGCCGGUUUUAAAAUUGUACAUUUAAACGAAUCGCGUAAAUAUAGAAACAAAAUAUAUAUUCAGCAUACAAACUAAAUACAAUGCCUUGAGAGAGAAUUAAGAAAUGCAAACACUUUAUAUAUAUAUAUUAAUAAAUAUAUAUAUAUAUAUAUGUUUAUAUUACGUUUAAACCUAAACAAUAAUCGCGUUAAAGCAAGUUUUAUAUUGAGCAAAAGCAAAAGCAAAAGCAAAUGUGAAAUGAGAUAAAUAUACUUAUUGUACUCUGUAAGCUGCAGUAGAAAACCCAAAUAUAUUUUUACUAAACGCAACAAAUGCGCUAUUUUCAAAUACCAUUUAUAAGAAAUGACAAAAGCAAAGCAAUUAUUUAAUAUGUAAUUAUGUAUUAUGUAUACCCAAAUACGAUCUAAUGAAAGCUGAUCAGGUAAAAACAUACAAAAAAAAAAACAAACUCUCGCCUCAGUAAAUUCUCUGUAUUCAAAAUUAUCAAUCUAUCUUAAAACCAAACCGAUCGAUAGUAAAUUAAAUGCACUUAUAAGGGCAGAAAAACACCAAAAUUUACAGAAAUUAAAUAAAAUAAAAUAAAAACACCGAAAAACCUAAAAA